GAGAGAGAGAGAGGGGAGGCCCUAUAGAAGAAGAAUCACUGUAAAAAAAGGAAUAGAGUGAAAGUAUAAGAAGAGAAAGAAAGAGAAGGAAAAGGGUUCUUUCUGCAGAGAAAGAGAAAGGAAGAAAUGGGUAAAGAUUCAUGCAGGAAGUGCUCUCAUUGUGGAAACAAUGGCCACAAUUCAAGGACUUGUAGUGAGAGAGAGAGAGGAUUGAAGCUCUUUGGUGUUAGGAUUUCAACCAAUGGAGAAGGGAUGAGAAAGAGUUUGAGCAUGGUGAAUUUGGCUAGCUUAGAUGGCUUAAACCAGGAAGAUGGAGGGUCUGGAGAUCAGGGGAUUAUGAGAAAGAGUCAAAGCAUGGGGAAUUUGAUUAAUGGCGAUGAAAAUGGGAAGGGUCAUGAGAGGAAAAAGAAAGGGGUGGCAUGGACAGAGGAAGAGCACCGGACAUUUUUGGCAGGGUUGGAGAAGCUUGGGAAGGGAGAUUGGAGGGGAAUUUCAAAGAAUUAUGUGACCACAAGAACCCCAACUCAAGUGGCUAGCCACGCCCAAAAGUACUUUCUCAGGCAGUGCAGCCUUAAGAAGAAGAAGAAGCGUAGGUCAAGCCUCUUCGACUUGGUUACACUCAACAAUUGUGGUACAUCUGGAACUGCCCCUGCUCUUUCUCUGAACCUAGACGAUCAACUUCCCAACGAAUGUUUCCUCUCCAAUCAUCCAAACGAUCAAGUGGAAAGCACAAAAAACCAGGUGCUAGAUAAAGGAUCAGAGACUAACCCAACUUUCUCUCUCAUUGGAAACCCUGAGUUUACUGGUCUAGCCUAUCCAAUCCACAGUACUUCCAUCGGAAAAGCAUCCAGCUCUGAGUUCCCCCAGCUCUCCUUCGAGCAAUUGCCAGAAUUUAUGGCGGAAUCUUACCCAUAUCGCCAGUUUCCGGCAACCAAUGCGAAGUUUCCGGCCUGUCUCUCUAACCCACCUGUUUCUCUUUCUAGCACACCGGUCAUUGAAAACAGGGAGUUGGAGCUGAGCAUUGCACCACCUCAGGCAAGCACAUUCUCCUCCCCUUCUACUGGUAAUGUGGUGGAGGCUCAUUGAAGUGAUAUGAGAGCUCUAUCAGUUUUUCUCUCUCUACAACAUGGCAUUGUGGUGUUAUGUACAGGAGAGAGUUCAAAAAGUGGGUCCUCUCUCUCUCUCUCUCUAACGUUUGUUUAACUAUACUCUAUGACCUUGAAAAGUUCUACCAUUUGUCU
This is a messenger RNA of Amborella trichopoda, 1241 nucleotides long. RefSeq names its product putative transcription factor At5g61620. The record is from RefSeq and is a predicted model, not a curated record. NCBI's taxonomy places the organism in Eukaryota, Viridiplantae, Streptophyta, Magnoliopsida, Amborellales, Amborellaceae. Gene Ontology annotation, molecular function: DNA binding; zinc ion binding. Gene Ontology annotation, biological process: response to gibberellin; response to ethylene.